GUUGUUGAUGAUCAUCAACAACACAAAAACAGACAAAUUGACAAUGAUUAUUAUUAUUGGUUUCACCGCAUUGUACUCAUCGUUGUAUUUUUGUCCUAUUUAUUGUCUUGUCUUUGUUAAUUCGACAAAUAAAAAAACAACCACCUUGCAUUUAUCAUUCCUUUGAAGAUAUUUUCUUUCAUUAGUCGAAUGUCAAUGAAUCGAAGAAAAAAAAGGCUAUACAUUAAUGAUGGUGAUGGUAAAAAACAUUCAAAUCCAUCAUCACCGAAUCAAAGAACGACGACGACAACAACAACGAAAUUAUCAUUGACUGAAUGUACAAUAUUUUUGGGAUUAUUAUACUUUAUACAAGGAUUUCCAUAUGGAUUUCAAGAUAAACUGAUACCAUUAUUAUUAAUAAUCAAAGGCCAUUCACCAUCGACAAUUGGUUUCAUACGGUUAUUAUUAUUACCAUGGCUAAUGAAACCAUUGUUUGCACCAUUGAUCGAUAUGACAUUGACCACGACCAAAUGGAUUACAGUGAGUUUAUUGGGUUUAAUUAUCAUUUCAUCAUAUAAUACAAUAUGGCCCGAUACAACGGUCAAUGAUGAUAGUAUCGAUGAAAUUACUUGGCAAUUUAUUGCAGCAUUAUUUUUAUUGAAUUUUUUUUCUGCAUUUCAGGAUAUUGCUGUCGAUGCUAUAGCCGUUACAAUCUAUUCAAAUCAUCGCGGCAUAAUGGCUGGUAAUGCUGGCCAAAUUGUUGGCUAUAAAUUAGGUGCAUUUUUCGGUAGCGGUAUUCUAUUCUGGAUAUAUAACAUAUUCAAUUGGAAUGGAUUAUUCGCUACGCUUACAAUGAUUUAUUCGAUUGUACUAUUUAUAUUUCAUAAAUAUUCAAAAAAUUUAUCAAUAAUCGAUAAUAAUAAUAUCAAUCAAAAUGAUCAAUUGACAACAACAACGAUGAAUCCAUUGCAGUCAAAACAACAACAAAAAUCGCCAACAAAAUUUCGAUAUCGAUUCAAUGAAUCAUCAUCAAAUGAUCGGCUACAAUCUUCUGAAAGACUCAAUCAUGACAAUUGUCAACAAUAUCAAAUGCCACAAAUAACCACAUUGAUUAGGGUCUAUAUAUUUAUAUUUGUCUAUAAAUUAGGUGAAUCUGGAUCGAUGACAAUAUAUCCAAUAUUUUUUGCAAAAUUUAUUGGUAUAUCAAGUCAAUCAUUAGCAUUUUGGAAUGGUACGAUCGGUAUAUUAUGUUCUAUAUUUGGAUCAUUGUUGGCAUCAAAAUUAUCCAUAUCAUUGCUAAAUAAAUUGAUCAAAUUACGGUUAUUGCCCUUAUGUUUAAAAUUGAUUAUAAUUAUUAUUGUUACUAUUAAUCAUAAUCAUGGUUUUAUCGAAUUUUCAACAUCAUCAUCUUCAUUAUUUUAUUAUAUAAGCAUUAUAUCAUUGUUAAUGAUACAUUUUAUCGGUGGCAUAAUCACAACCAUGACCUUCACCUUGAUGAUGAUGACUUGUCAACAACAACAAAUGUCACGAAAAUCAUUACGUGUAACACAAUAUACAAUAAUGUCAACAAUUGAAGUAUUUGGUAAACUUUUAUUAUCAUCAUUAUCCGGUUUGAUUGUCGAUACUAUUGGUUUUAUUGGCGCACAAUUCAUAUUCAUCAUUUUGGCUAUUCUACCAUGUACAGUUCUAUCAUCAUCAUUGUCAUUAUGAUGAAACAUUAU
Dermatophagoides farinae (American house dust mite) is the source of this 1700-nucleotide messenger RNA. RefSeq names its product major facilitator superfamily domain-containing protein 3. The record is from RefSeq and is a predicted model, not a curated record. Lineage: Eukaryota; Metazoa; Arthropoda; Arachnida; Sarcoptiformes; Pyroglyphidae. Gene Ontology annotation, cellular component: membrane.